This is a messenger RNA of Exophiala mesophila, 2748 nucleotides long. RefSeq lists its product as uncharacterized. The coding region runs from base 174 to 2555 and encodes 793 amino acids. Gene Ontology annotation, molecular function: nucleic acid binding. The transcript is spliced from 2 exons. Lineage: Eukaryota; Fungi; Ascomycota; Eurotiomycetes; Chaetothyriales; Herpotrichiellaceae. The record is from RefSeq and is a predicted model, not a curated record.
UCUAAGACUGGUGACCCCUCCCAUCAGAUCAAUUGUAACAACUUCGUCUUGCAGUUCUUCUUCGUUCAUUUACGUGUUCCAACUACCAGUGUCCAGUUCUCAUUUUUCUAUCCCCUCCUGACCAUAGUUCUAGCCCAAAAACGAAGCCUUGCAGGGCAACUGCACCCCUCACAAUGGGGGCGCGUCAACGAGGUCAGAUGAGAGCAAAGAAGAAACCUAAUGGAAGUCUGAAAGGCUCUCCGUUGUCUCAGAAGCAGAUGAAUUCAUCCCUCAAGGUCCAGUCCCUCGACCCCUCCAUUCGCCACAGAGCAUUGCUUGCAGACUGGCAGGAUUUCGCUCAAAAUCAUCCACCCAACUCUGGGAACUACGGCAACAGUUUCAGUAUGUCUCAAGAAGCCAGAAAUACGGAAAGACAUACGGUAGCCUGGGGUGCUACAAGAUUGCGAGACAAGGGAAUCAACUUCGUCAGUGCUGGCAACCUCAUUCGUGACGAGAUUGAGAACACUCCGGAUGGUACAAAGCAGUCGAACGAGCAGGAAUCGCCUGUUCCCACUGAGGACAGUCCUGCUGUUGGACCUUCUACCGAACCUACACCUCCACCUUCUGAGCAGCCCACUGAAGUGGCCCCAGCCCUUUCGAGAAUUGAUUCAGAUAACGGAGACAAGCCGGCUCGACGAGAUUCAAUCCUCUCACAGUCUUCGGAGGAGAUUGUUUUCAAAGGUCGAAUGAAUGGUGGUAGAAAGCCUUACCGUUCGCUUGGUGCCCCUCUCGCCAGCUCGUUGCCGACCACAAGUCCGACACCAGAAAAGCCAACCGUCAACAGCCCUUCUCCUUCGCCUCUGCCCUCACCAGGCCCCGACUCUACAGAUCCCAAUCCCGACCCUUAUGCCAAUAUCUACUCGACAGAGCGAAAACGAUUCGACCGAAGAGGUCGACCGAUGAGACAGACUUCGGAUUCGAAAGAGGAGAGGCUUAUCAUGGAGGAUUAUAUUGCCAACAUGAAUCUUGAAGACGGCGAUGACGAAGGUGACGACGCCGAAGAGCGUGGAGAACCUCGACGUGGCAAUGAGCAUUAUCGAUUCUUUGAUGGCUCGGCCAAGGCCAACGUCAAAGUUCAGACACUGCUUCCGAGUCCUCCUACCACAAAAGGCAACGUUCAUCAGGCAAUCGACUGGAACUCGACUGAUCUUGAGGACUUUGACGAAUUCAGCACGACGGAUGAGGACGUUGCCGAGGUUAGUCAAGUCCUUCGCCGCAGAGAGAGGCCUUCUGGUAUGCAGUAUUUAGUCACUGGGAUUGGGCAGGGUGCCAGUGAUGCAAAGUGGGUUCUCGGCGAACGUCUCAAGACACCCUCGGCCAUCGAAGAAAUCCGCAUCUACAAGGAAAUACAGGCCAUGAAAGUCUUGGAGUCGACUGAGGACACCAGUGACACCAGUGAUGGCGAUGAAGACGACGACGAUGAGGACGACGAUGAAGCACUUGACGACCUUGUCAAUGACAUUAAUUCUGAAGACGGCGAGAAUCAGCGUAUUUUCAAACGCACAGCUCGUAUGACAGAUGAGCAAAUUGCGCGAGCCUUGGCAAAGCAAGAAGAAUUGGGUAUGGGUGGCGAUGAGGUGCUCCUGUUCGACGGUCAGACUGAUGAGCCUGACGAUUUCGAUUCUCCCCCGAAUUUCAUUCCCUUCUCGACUUCAAAACACCUUUCGAAUCGGACCAAGUCUAAGCGUAAUCGGCGACGAAACGAUCACUUUCCGCCAGCAGAAGCAUUUGCAGAUGCCCUUGAACAAGAUCCUUACGGUGCCUUCGACAUUAUGGAUUUUGAUCGACCCAGCCUUCGACCAAAGAAGAAGGGGCGCAAGGCUGAUCUACCGUUUGAGCUCGGAGUCGAGGAUGAUGAUCUGGCUGAGAUGCUGAGAACCCAGUGGCACAAGGAUCGUGAGAAGAAGGCUUCGAGGAGGCGUGAGAAGCAGGCGGAGCGAGAGGCGGCUCUUUUCGAAGCGGGUGAGCGGAAUCGUCCAGAUGCCAUCAAAGCUGAGAUUCGACAAUUCCUGGUGUCCGAAGCACAGUCACUGGAGUUGGCGCCCAUGGAUUCGGCACUCCGCGCGUCUGUCCACCGGCUGGCUAAGUCCUUGAAACUGAAUUCGCGUUCGCAAGGGAAGGAUGGACACGGCAUUGGACGGUUUCCGGUCUUGACCAAAACUUCUGGCACACGUUACUACACCAUCGACACUAUUUGGGAGAUUGAUAAUCUCAUGAAUCUACGGAAGUUCUUCCCCCGGGGGCAGGGUGGCUCUUAUCGGGGCCCAGGCGCUGCUAAUAUUCCUGCUGUAGCCAGAGCUCGGCGUGGAGGAGGUGGGGUCAUGUCUGGAGCGACGUACAUGAAUGGUGAUAUCGUUGGUGCGUCUGCGCCAGAGAUCGGUGCGGAAAACAAAGGUCGUGCUAUGUUGGAGAAGAUGGGAUGGACCAGUGGCAUGGGUAUUGGUGCUAUCGGAAACAAGGGUGGCAUUGAUGUGAUCAAGCAUGUCGUGAAGACCACCAAAGCUGGACUUGGUUGAGUGUUGUUGGGCCUGUCAACUACACCGAGAUGUCCCUGUCCUGCUGUGUCAAGGUUUUACCUCAGUUUGUGGGGUACUUAAGGCGUCUGUGGGAUUGCAUGGUUAGAGAGGUUAGAGCACAGGAAAUGGUCGCAUAGAGGUUCGAAACUACGAGUUCUGUGAUAAAUGUACGACAAGAAUGCCCCAGUGUGCG